AUUGUCUUUGGUACAAUGCCAAACUAAAUUUUCCUAUCUGUUAUUUCGCGUAAUAAAAUUUACCGGUAUUUAGCACACUAAAAAACUUGUCAUUUGAAACCAAUGAAUCAACAAUCGGUGUAUAAAAAAUACUUGCCAGGAAUUAGUUGGUAAACUGAAUAUGGAAGAGAUAUUAUCGAAAUUGUUGGUGGCUGACACUGCAGUUAUUCAGCAGGGCACGCAGGAGCUGCGAGAAGCGUUCAAGAGCCCGGGCGUGAUCCCGGCGCUGUGCGGGGUCGUGGGCGGCUCGCAGAACCCGCAGAUCCGCCAGUACGCCGCGGUGCUGCUCCGCAAGCGCCUCUCCAAGGCCAGGAACUGGGCGCGGCUGCCCGAGAACGUGCGCGGCGACAUCAAGCACGGCAUCCUGCAGGCGCUCGUGUCGGAGCCCGAGAAGUCGGUGAAGAACGCCAUCGCGCAGUUCAUCGGCACGGUGGUGCGGCAUGAGUUCCCCGGCCAGACGUGGCCCGAGGUGCUGCAGUUCAUCCAGCAGAUGAUCGGCAGCAACAAUCCCACGCACCAGGAGCUGGGGAUGUACACGCUGAGCGUGAUCACGGAGGUGUCUGCGGACCAGUUCCUGCCGCACGCCCCGCAGCUGGUGUGCGCUCUGGGGGCCACGCUCGGCCGCCUGCAGAGCCCCGCCUGCCCGCUCGGCUACCACGCCCUGCUCACCAUGGUGCACCUCGUGCCGCUGCUCGAGUCCGACCAGAAGCUGGUGAACCUGUACCACCAGCUGAUGCCCUGCGCCAUGGACGCGGUGCGGGCCUUCGCCCGCGCGGACGAGGACAAGGCCGUGAAGGUCAUGGAGCUGUUCGACGACCUGGUGGAGAACGCCGUCGCCGUCGUGGUGCCGCACAUCAAGCCCCUGGUCGAGAUGUCCCUGCAGUUCGCCGCCGACAAGGACCUGGGCGACGCCAUACGCGUCAAGGCGCUCAGCUUCAUCGGCUGGAUCACGCGCACCAAGAAGAAGGCCAUCGUGAAGCACAAGCUGGUCCAGCCCAUCGUGGACGUGUUGUUCCAGCUGGAGAGCAUCCCGCCGGCAAACGAAGACAUGGAGGAGUACUUCAUAGAUGACGACGACUCCAACACGCCGAUGACGUGUGCGACCCAGACGCUGGACAUUUUAGCACUGCACCUGCCACCGGACAAAUUAUUUCCACCUUUGUUGCAGCACAUAGAACCGAGCCUGCAGGGAAACGAUGUGUACAAGCAGAAGGCUUCGUACCUCACCAUGGCAGUGUUGGCGGAAGGCUGUGCGGAGUACAUCCGCACCAAGUACCUGAAGCUGUUCCUGCAGUGCGUGUGCAAAGGAAUUCGCGACCCGACUGGGGUUGUUAGAAACGCUGCCCUCUUCGCGCUGGGUCAGUUCUCGGAACAUCUCCAGCCGGACAUCAGCCAGUUUGCCUCGGAGCUGCUGCCGGUGCUGUUCGACUACCUGGACCAGCUGUGCUCGCAGCUGCAGAAGAGCGGCAAGGAGCCGGCGGGUGCCGACCGCAUGUUCUACGCCCUGGAGAUGUUCUGCGAGAACCUGGGCGACGAGCUGCUGCCCUACCUGCCCACGCUCAUGGAGCGCCUGUUCACCGCGCUCAGCCCGGGCAACUCGGUGCACCUGCGUGAGCUGGCCCUCAGCGCCAUCGGCGCCACAGCGAGUGCAGCCAAAGAAGGUAUGAUUCCUUACUUCCCGCGGGUCAUAGAGUACUUGAAGAUGUACCUGACCCAGGAACAAACCGAGGAGACGAUGUGCCUGCAGGUUCAAGCCGUAGACACGCUGGGAGUGCUGGCCAGGACGAUAGGUGCGGAAACAUUCAUGCCGCUGUCCAAGGAGAGCAUCCAGCUGGGCCUGAACCUCAUAAACAACACAGACGACCCGGACCUGCGCAAGAGCGUGUACGGCCUCUUCGGGUCGAUCGCGAUAGUCCUGAAGGAGGACAUGGCGGCGUUCCUCCCGGUCAUAGUGCAGUUCAUGCUGACGUCCCUUCGCAGCUCGGAGGGCAUUGUGGCUCACUUCAGGGAAGAGGACAAUGGUGCGUAUCAAGUGUGUGAAGACCUCAGCGACACUCCCGAUGAAGAAGAUAUAGAGAAUGAAUCCGAAGAGGAAGAAGAUGAAGAUAUAACUGGUUACAGUGUUGAAAAUGCUUACGUGGAUGAGAAGGAAGAAGCUUGUCUGGCGCUGAAAGAACUUGCACAGCACUCCGGCUCUGCAUUCCUGCCAUACCUGCAGAAGUGUUUUGAAGAAGUUUUCAAGUUGAUAACAUAUCCGCAAGAUGAGAUAAGGAAGGCUGUCUUGGAAACCCUGCUACAAUUUUCAAUUUGUUUUUCGAAGAUAGAGACUGAAGAAGGAAAAGCAGCCCUGUCGAAAGCGCUGAUGCUGGUGGUCCCGAAGUGCGCGGAGCUGAUACGCAUGGACGAGGAGAGGAGCGUGGUGAUGACGGCUCUCGACGUGUACUGCGACCUACUGGCUGAGGUCAAGGCCCCUGUGCUGGAGGGAGAAGGCCACACGGACGCCAUCAUCAACUGCAUCAUGGACGUCAUGAGCUACAAGACUGAAUGCCAAGACAAGGACGACGGGGAAAGCGAUGACCCAGAUGCCGAGCAAGACGAGGUGCUGAUCGAGUGUGCCGGCAACAUUGUCCCCAACCUCGGGAAGGCGAUGUCGCCGGACGAUUUCGCCAUGUACUUCGCCAAUUUGUUGCCACUGUUCACUGCGAAAUCUAAGAAGGUGUGCACCGUCGCCCAGCGGUCCUUCAGCGUGGGCACGCUGUCCGAGUGCCUGCAGCCCCUGGGACCGAGGUCGGGCCAGUUCGUGAACCAGCUGCUGCCCCUGUUCCUGCAGGCGAGCAAGGACGAGAGCGACGAGGUGCGCAACAACGCCAUCUUCGGCAUCGGGGAGCUGGUGUGCCACGGCCAGGAGGCUCUUCACCCUCACUUCCCAGAAAUUCUGCAAGCACUCUCUUCGGCGGCUGCGACAGAGACCCACCCGGGAGCUCUCGACAACAUCUGUGGAGCGCUGUCCAGGAUGGUCAUCUCCAACGUGAACGGAAUACCGAUGGAGCAGGUGUUCCCGGUGUUCGUCAACUACCUGCCGUUGCGACAGGACUUUGACGAGAACAAGUCUGUGUACAAGUGCAUGCUGCACCUGUACCACCUGGGCCACCCCAUGCUGAAGAAGCACCUCACGCCUGUGCUGAAGACUGCGUUCAUGGUCCUGCACUCGCACCAAGGGGACACAGAAACUCUGGAGAUGGUGCUGCACUUUGCCAAGUUGGUGCGCCGGGACUUUGCCGAGGAGUUCAACAAGAUCGUGGCGGACCUGCCCCAGGAGCUGACGCCCGUCGUGCAGGAGGUGCUGUCGUCCUAGCAGCUGGAGGGCGUCCGGAUCUGGAGGGUGUGAAUAGUGUGGUUACGUUCGCGUCUUUUCAUUCUCGUGGGACUGCCAUCGUUUUUUUUUCCGCAAGAUCACAAAAUUGUUGAUGGUAACACUGUUGUGAAAGCGAAAUAUUGAUUAUAGGUUGUGUAAGAUAUGAAGAGAGCUUUCAGAAAAUUUCAUAUAUUUAAAAUUGUGAUGAAAGUAUACUACAUACAUAUACCAAAAGUUAAAUAUACGUAAAAAAAAAUUUAACCAAGCAUGAUGUGUUGUUAUUGCUUGAUUGUGUGCAGUAUGUUUAAAAUGGCAUGCAAGUAUGAAGGUUGAGUUCAUCAGAAUUAGGUUUUAGAAAAUUUUCGCACACUGUAACUCCAAAACAAGUGAUAUUCAUAGUUCACCGAAUUUUUCAUGACAUUAUUUUGCUACUUGUUAUUCCUCUUAUGGAAUGGUAAUUGCCUGUUGUGACAUUAAUGUCUAGUAAUCAAUUAGUGGGACACAAAAUUACUGCAGAAUGUGUGUAAGACUGGUUUUGUUAAUGAAGAUUAUAUAUUUGUAUGUUAAAAAAUAUAUAUUAGUGGACAGUGGA
Bacillus rossius redtenbacheri is the source of this 3986-nucleotide messenger RNA. RefSeq names its product importin-4-like. NCBI's taxonomy places the organism in Eukaryota, Metazoa, Arthropoda, Insecta, Phasmatodea, Bacillidae. Gene Ontology annotation, biological process: protein import into nucleus. The record is from RefSeq and is a predicted model, not a curated record. Gene Ontology annotation, cellular component: nucleus; cytoplasm. Bases 161 to 3394 code for a protein of 1077 amino acids. The transcript has 18 exons. Gene Ontology annotation, molecular function: nuclear import signal receptor activity; small GTPase binding.